This is a messenger RNA of Brienomyrus brachyistius, 4368 nucleotides long. RefSeq names its product glucose-6-phosphatase catalytic subunit 1-like. Bases 2852 to 3907 code for a protein of 351 amino acids. NCBI's taxonomy places the organism in Eukaryota, Metazoa, Chordata, Actinopteri, Osteoglossiformes, Mormyridae. The record is from RefSeq and is a predicted model, not a curated record. Gene Ontology annotation, molecular function: glucose-6-phosphatase activity. Gene Ontology annotation, biological process: gluconeogenesis; glucose 6-phosphate metabolic process. The transcript is spliced from 6 exons. Gene Ontology annotation, cellular component: membrane.
AAUGACUAAAACCUUGCGAAAAAAAAAUCCAUUGUUGAGUCAGAUGCAUUCUGCUGUACUGAGAGACUGCUCUUAUGAUUAUGAUUGUUAUCAGCAUAUGAGAAUGGUAGGUACUGCUAGCUGGGCUGCAUUUAUUCCACAUGCUAAGCUGCUCAUUGAUUGUAGAGAAGAUACCAUGAAUUGUAUUAAGCAUACUGGCCCCGGGCCUUACAUACACAAAGAUUUUGGCUUGGGGACACUCUUAUACAUUCAGAUUUCAUCAAGUGCAAUGAGAGCCAAACACUGGAUGUAAAAUUCAAACAAAGUCUGUUAUAAUUCAUUUACUGAGUAAUACUUUAAACCCUGACCUUGCUGUCUCUGUAGGUCUCCCUCUAACACUAACCAUAUGUACUCUUAUGAUGUUUUAUUUAGUUCUGCAUUGAAAGUGAAUCGCUGAGAGGUUUUGGUCUGCUGUGAAAGAGAGCGGAUUCAUGCCUUAAAAGUGCAUCAGUCGAUCCCGUCCAGAGAGGAGAAGCAGAUGACUUAUAGCAUUGCUGACUAUCCGCUAUUCUGUUAGUCAUGAUACUCUGCUCAUGUCUGAGUGUACGUUACAAAUUAAGAGCGAGUAAGACAAUGAGUUUUUCAUGUGUAGGUUCGAUACAUUGACGUUUGGUCACAGGGUUUGGUCAAUGCUUUUCUGGUCUUCCAUGGAUUUAUAAAAAAAGAUGUAAAUUUUCACACUGGCAAGAAGUACAAAAACAAAUUGUCAGUUUGUAAUACUGUCAACAUGUCAAAUAGUAUUAAGAAAAUGAAAUAAUUUGCCCAAAGUCAUGAAUGCAUGGAAGAUAAAUGUUUCUUAAUAUAGAACCAUGAUGGAGAGCAGCCAGCAGGUGAACAGUUGGUGAACAGCCAGAUCUGGGUUCUGUCUCUCAGAAUGAGUGGAGGUCUGAGCAGAUUAGCUAACCCUGGACUAGCCUGCCCGAAAGCAGAUGCUGGAAAAGCCACGGCCUGAAUGACGUCAGUGUGUGUCUGUGUGUGUGUCUGUGUGUGUGUGUGUGUGUGUGCAUGUAUUUGUGCUCAGAUCCAACCUCCUGUUAUAAUAAGUAAGCAUCUUUUUAAAAACUCAAGCUUUAUAAUAACAAAUGCAUAACAAAGGCAUUUCCCAUCAUUGUGGGCUUUUCAUGGAUGCUAAUUAACAAAACAAAGAGGAACAAGCACAGAAAAAAAUAUGAGCUUGGUUUACUUUUUAAUUCAUUAUUUAGUUUCAUUAUGAAGAGAUUCCUGUGACGAGAUCAAAAGAGAGCUCCUUUCACAAGUCGUCUUGUGUAUUUUUAUUGUCAACAUGCCAAACUAAAAGCAAAUCUAUAAUGUCUCUGAGGCCGGUGUCUUUCCAGGUGCUAAUUACAUUAACUCUCCAGCAAAAAAGCUACUUCCUACUUUUGGGCUGGUUGCUCUGUUGUGCAGUAGCCCUUAAGGUGGACUGGCAGUUUACCCUUAAUCAUGCUAAAACAACCUACGCAAAACGUUAUGUCACUGCUAUAAUUGUGUUUUUACUUGCCAGCCGCCGUAAUCCUACCUUUCUCAGUCACGCCCUCAGGUAGCUGCCCGGUGGCUAAUGGGUAAUUAGCUGUGUACCUUUAAUACAUCCCGUGCUAACGGUAGCACCCCAAGCUCUUCGCCACUGGGUGUAAUGAUCGAGCUCCUUAUGCUGUAGAUCCACAUUUAAUGACUGUGUUUUAAAUUAGGUCUGUGCUGCAACAAGUUGAAGAGGUGUAAUAUACUUGUUUCUUGCGUGGAAUGUACCCAGAGGUAAAAAUGGACUAACCUGCUAACUUUUUGCUUGUUUUGAUUCUAACCAUAUUUGUGCGCUAGCUUCGCAUUUUCUUCUAACAUAGUACCCAUUCAUGGGCCUGGCUACACGGUGGGGGGGCUGGAGGUCAGGGCAGGCCUGGCUCUUCCAAUCAUAUGCUCAGGGCACCCUGGGGCCAAUCGCAUGGCUCUCCAAGUUUCCGCAAAUUGGUAUUUAGCGAUUUUCGAUAUCCUUUCAGUGACAUGGGAGAAAUAUCCUAGCGGCUUGGACUUAAGGUGAUUAUACUGAGUUUGAGUCACUAUAAUGAGCUCAUGUAGAAUGUGAUUUCUGUGCUUUCUGAGGGGGGGCAGAGGCGACCACCUGCGGCAUGUCUGAAAUACUAAUGAGCUGCACGCGACAGUGUGUCCAACCACCCCUUCACCUUAAUCCUGUGCCCCCACCCCCUAGUUCACAAAGCUGGAGCUGGGCCCGAAUUAAUACAUUGACAUGAUUUACAUGACAUAAAUCUACCACUGUUGCUUUGCCGAUUUGUAAAAUUAACUUGUUACGCAUGUUUAAGUUUUUGCCAGGCCAGUGCAGGGAGGAAUAAUCCACCUUUGACGUAGCUACAGGGCGGCACCAGGCCUCAGGGGUACAGCUGGGAAUUUGCCUGGCUUUUUAUUUUUCAUUUGUAAUGGUUUCUGUGCCUUGCUUUUUGUAUUUAUUAUUAGAUGGGCAGUCGGCAUAGUGUUGGCCGCACCUGUAUUCCUGUAGUCAUGAACUUAUUUGAGUUUUGGAUUCUUUUGAUUUCAGGCUGCUUGUGCCAUAACCAUUACCUUGUCUUUUCCAUACUCCCUAGAGCAGAUGGCAGACGCUUUCUUCAGGGCUCACGGCUCCCCUCCUUCACACUGUGUGUGGUGAUCAUUUUGUAGUGAUAUAGUAUGACUCACCAUUCAUUGUGAUCACGCGUCUGAAGUGUCUGUCUGUGUGUGUGUGUGUGUGUGUGUGUGUGUGUGUCAGUAAGUGAACCUAAUAACCAGUGAACUGGUCCUCCUAUAACAGUGAAGGAGCACCAUCAAGAUCAUGGACCUUCUGCACAGCAUAGGGGUGGACCUGGCCCUCUACCUCCAAACAAACUACCGAAAUUAUGAAAGCGUGUUCCACCUGGCCUCCUCCCUGGCAGACCUGCACACACCCAUCUUUAUCUUCUUUCCCGUUUGGUUCCACUUACGUCAGAAAGUGGGCAUCAAUCUAAUAUGGGUAGCUGUGGUCGGGGACUGGCUUAACCUGGUCUUCAAAUGGGUUCUCUUUGGGGAGAGACCAUACUGGUGGGUCCAUGAGACCCAGUUCUAUGGUUCUGCACCACCUCCUGUCUUGCAGCAAUUCCCCAUCACCUGUGAAACUGGGCCAGGAAGCCCAUCUGGUCACGCCAUGGGCUUGGCAGGAGUGUGGCAUGUCAUGGUGACAGCUGUCUUUGCAGCAAAUACAGAGAGAAAACACUCUGCUCUUUUCAGCUGGGUCAUACGCCUGGGGCUCUGGAUGGUGCUGGGCAUACUCGUCCUCCUUGUGUGCAUGUCCCGGGUGUAUGUGGCCGCCCACUUCCCACAUCAGGUCAUCACUGGGGUCAUUGCAGGUAUGAUCGUGGCUGAGGUGUUCAACCGAGUGCAGUGGAUCUACAGCGCCAGUCUGAAGAAGUACCUGUACAUCACCCUCUUUCUGCUUACCUUCGCCCUGGGUUUCUAUGUGCUGCUGAAGGCACUCGGUGUCGACCUGCUCUGGACUCUGGAUAAAGCAAAGAGGUGGUGCAUCCGGCCCGAAUGGGUCCACAUGGACACGACGCCCUUCGCCAGCCUCCUCCGCAACAUGGGCACCUUGUUUGGCCUCGGUUUGGGCCUGCACUCUCCUCUCUACACAGAGAGCAAGAAGAGCCAGAGCGCCUCCUUCAGGCUGGGCUGUAUCAUAUCCUCACUGCUGCUUUUGCAGCUGCUGGAUACAGUUAACCUCCCUUCUAAGAGUAAUUUUUUGUUCUACCUGUUGUCCUUCUGUAAGAGUGCAGCCGCACCCUUCAUCACUGCUGCCCUGGUGCCAGGCUGCCUCUCAGUCCUCUUCCUAAGCAAAAAUGUUCAGAGGAACUUAUGACAAUGAGGAACCGAAUAUGUCAGUCCUCUGGUGGAUUAUGUUGGCUAGCUUCCGAGGAUAAAAAUCUCAGUCUGCUGUCUCUGACAGUUAGGUAGUCUUUACACUUGGGUUCUUUUUUUCAAGACUGCCCAGACCAAAACUCCAAGAGGUCAGUGAUGGUUGCAGUGUGACUGCCGUUAGCUAUACUCCCAAGUACUCAGUUAAACUUAUGGAUGCUCCUGCUGAAUGUUUCAGAACUUACUGGGGAAGUUAGAAUUGAGGUCAUGGUAUUUAAAACAGUGAAUUCAGUUUGUUUGCAUGUGGGUAGCACAUCUCCCCAAUAACAUGCCCUCCAGGGUUUUGAACCUUGUACAUACCCCAUCAUGCGUGAUUGUGAUCUCACUGUACCUGUUUAACAUGUCCCUCAUAACUACAACAUUCAGAAAAAUAAAAUUGACUUUAAAUUUUUAUUUACUCUUGAA